Lotus japonicus is the source of this 1155-nucleotide messenger RNA. Its product is annotated as F-box/kelch-repeat protein At3g06240-like. The transcript has a single exon. Gene Ontology annotation, molecular function: protein binding. The record is from RefSeq and is a predicted model, not a curated record. The coding region runs from base 1 to 1155 and encodes 384 amino acids. Lineage: Eukaryota; Viridiplantae; Streptophyta; Magnoliopsida; Fabales; Fabaceae.
AUGGUAGAGAUUAAAAUAAUGGCUAAAGAGCACAUACCAGAAGAAAUAGUGAUGAAAAUCCUUGUUAAGCUCACUGUAAAGUCUGUAGUGCGGUUUAGAAGCUUAACAAAAAACUAUAAUGCUCUUACUAGAGAAACCAGUUUCAUCACUGAACAUCUUUCUCGCUCCAUUGUUAAGGCAAAAAACAAACCUAACUUUUUGGUGUUUCACCAAAUAAACAAUAGGUUUUUCAUUUCAAUGGUCUCUGAGGAUCAAAAAUCACAACGCACUAUUGAUCUGAAGCCACCAUUCAUCUUCACACAAAGUGUAAACAACAUCAUAGCCCAUGCUCAUUCCAAUGGCAUCAUCUACCUAGAACUGCUAGAUGGUGUUCCCCAGAACCCCAAUCCAAAGAUUCUCUGGAAUCCAGCUACAAGAGAGGUAAAGUUUCUUCCUUUCCCUCCUCCAACGAGACACACACAUUGUACCUUCGUCCACGUGGUGCACGGGUUUGGUAUUGACCCCAAAACAGAUGACUACAAGGUCGUGAACAUUGUAGUGGGUGCAGAGAUUUUCUCAGAGUUAAGUGAAAAGCUCAUUGGUCAGGUAUAUAGCCUUCAUUUUGAUUCAUGGAAAGUGGUCAAUGUUGGUGUCUUUGCUAGAUACAUAGCUAAUUCCAUGUUUAAUGCUUAUUUGAAUGGAGUUUAUCAUUGGUUAGCUGAAUCUGGUGAUGUUGAAUUUGUGCUCUGCUUUGACAUGAGUGAUGAUGUGUUUUGGAAACUGAAUCUGCCCCAAGGUAUAUUUGAGGAAGAGAAAAACAAAUUUUACAUCAGGCAUUCAAAUAUUUUUGUUUUGAAUGACCGUGUUGGUUAUGUUAGAGAGUACAUGCACUCUAAAUUUCAUUUUGAUAUUUGGAUGAUGAAUGAAUAUGGCGUGGAAGGAUCUUGGAUGAGAAUGUUUAAAAUUGUGCGAGGACCUUGCCCUGAAAUUCUUUUGGAGUUUUGGAAUAAAGACGAUGAUGAUGUUUUUGUGCUAGGAAGGGAAGAGUAUCAACCAUUGGUUUCGUACAAGAUUGGUGAACAACAGGUGGUGAUUGAGUUUUCUCUCAACUUAGGAAUUGAGCAACGUGUUUUUAGAUAUGUGGAAAGUGUUGUUCCACUAUCUGGUGGUUCAUGA